AUGGUGGAUGGAGAGUUGCAGCUGCUUGGAAAUCAGGAACACAACGAUAGACGAUGUGUACUGCCGGAACUGCUGCGCUCAGCUGCAACCGUGACUGCGGUAAAUGAUUGUGCAGCUGUUGCUUCAAAUGGAGGUGGUAUAAAUGCGCGAAAAGCGCCGGCGCUUGCGAAUUCCAUCGAUUUGAUGGCGCCUAUGACGCAAAGUAGCCGUUCACUAAAGAAAGCGGGCUUGGAAUUUCCAACGAAAUCUGGUGACGCUGGCCUUGAUGUUAAGGGUAUCAGCGGAAAAAUCAAUCAGGAUAUGGCUAAUGAGGUUUCGGACGACAAUACUGAUUUGAAAACCGCAAAAGGCACCGAGGAUGCUGCUAGCGAUGAAGAUUUCUAUAAAGAGGGAUCACCGCAGUUUUUGUCUCGUCUGAAUUCGGAUGCCUAUUCAGAGAAAAAACUCAGAGAAACAACGCUGCAGAUUUUGCUGGAAAAAGAUGGUCUGCCACCACGGCGUGUUGAAGCUGAUUAUUUGAAUCCAGCUACCGAAAUCAACGUUAAGCUUGCUGAUUUAGGAAAUGCUUGCUGGACACAUCAUCACUUCACGGAGGAUAUCCAGACUCGUCAAUAUCGCAGUUUGGAAGUGCUCAUAGGUGCUGGUUACGGUCCGCCUGCUGAUAUCUGGAGCACUGCUUGCAUGGUAUGCCUCGUUUCUCAUUACUUUGUCAAGAGGACACAACUCGCUUACUGCUCUUGA
This is a messenger RNA of Gongylonema pulchrum, 741 nucleotides long. The record is from the annotation of a GenBank genome assembly. Lineage: Eukaryota; Metazoa; Nematoda; Chromadorea; Rhabditida; Gongylonematidae.